AUGGUAUUUUAUCUCCUCUAUAAACAUAUCAAGAAAUCAAGGGCGGCCAAGCGCCAGUCCCAUAGUAUCCCUCUUCGUCCAUUCGAUGAUCAGCAUGACAGCAACAGUCUUACCCCACCCAACACAUCCGCGCUUUAUGAAAAGAGCAUUUCGCAUGAAGUCGAAGCUGAGAAGAGGAGACGCCGGGUCUACCGACUGAAGCUUGUGUGCGCAUUAUUCAUGCCAUACUUUUUAGCCACUAUCGACCUGACUAUUGUUGCGACCGCUGUUCCGUUUAUCGCGUCGCAUUUUAACGAACUUUCCGAGCUUAAUUGGAUCGUCACGGCUUUCACGCUCACAUCCACUGCCCUAAUCCCAUCAUUCGGCCAACUCUCUGAUGUCUUUGGACGACACGUCACUCUACAAUUAGCGACAUUCCUGAUGCUUGUCGGCAGCGUUCUGGGUGCUGCCGCGCAGACUUGGGGCAUGCUCUUGCUAGGUCGUGCGUUGCAGGGUGUGGGCUCGGCAGGAUUGAUGAGCACAGUCAUGAUUAUCCUUGCAGAUAAUGUGACGCUGGAAGAGAACGCAAAGAACAACUCGAUCUUCUCUUUUGUCAGCGGUGUUGCGUAUGCAGUUGGGCCGGUUAUUGGAGGGUAUCUUACUGAUGUGAGUAUUCGUCUACUAUAUACGAGAAGAUGUGCUAAGUAUGCAGGCAAACUGGCGCUAUUGCUUCGUAAUCUCCAUUCCUUCUACGUCGUCCUCCGCGACAACCUUAAACAGGGCACUCAUUUUCGCCGAGGCAGCCGUCUUUCCUCAUUCCUGCCUGCGCUGGCAACAAUUGACAUCGUCGGGACAAUCCUGUUCAUUUUCGGUGUCGGUCUUAUCAUCCUCGGCACUGCAUGGGGAGGCUCAACAUACCCCUGGGUAUCAGCUGAAGUUCUGACACCCUUGGUCGUCGGCGGGAUCUGCUUUGCCAUGUUCUUCGUCUACGAGUACUUUCUCGAAAAUGGAGUAUUUGGUCGCAUAUUCCCAGCCCAGAAGCCGAUGCUCCCCUAUAGCAUGUUUAAAAAAAUCGAUACUCUCUGGCUUACGGUCCUACAGUUUGCAGCUGGGGCCGCCAUGUACAGCGUGUUUUAUUAUGUUGGGAUUUACUUUACAGUCGUCGAGGCGUACUCCGCUAGUAAGGCUGGUGUACAGUUGCUCUACUAUAUUCCUGGCUUAGGAGGUACGUUCAAUUUGUCCAAGCCGCCACUGACACCAAUCAGCCUCGCCCUAACAAGAAGCUAUCCAGCCGGUGUCUACCUAGCAAUCCUGCUUUGCAAUACCUAUCCCGCGCAAACAUUCCCACCACUGCUCCUCGGCACAUUUGCGGAGACCAUCGGUCUGGGGGUAUUGAUUUACGCCAUCCGCACCGAACGAUCCAAUAUCCUAAACGGGAUGAUGGUUCUCGCAGGCGCAGGAACAGGCAUACGGCUCAUGCCUGCAUCCCUCCAUGCUUCCGGCGUCUGGCCCGACCGUAUUGCCUCAGCGCUGUCGUUGCUGCGCUUUGCAUUACCAUUUGGCGGUACACUCGGAAUCACGAUCAUGGGGUCCGUUUUCAAUAAUAAACUUGCGGAGGGCGUUGCUUCCAUCCAGGGGUACGGUUCUUCGAACGUCUCCGCACAGGACCUCGCCCAUGGAGGGACAAGCAGCCUGUCUUUCAUUAACUCUCUUCCAGCUGAUGCACAGGCGAAGGUGAGAACCUCGGGUCGGGACGCCAUCAUGUGGGCCUAUAUUGCUAUCCUGCCUAUAAUCGGGAUUAGCAUAUUAACUACAAUGUUUAUGGGAAAUGUCUGGAUUGGGAAGAGGAAGAAUAGAACGGCAGCUGUCGAGCAGGGGAUGUCUGAAGAUGAGACAAGAUCGGGUGAGAGCGAGGUUGUCUUUGUCCCGUAUCUCUACGCACUGGCCAAGGGGAUCAACAAGUACAAGUACAUUACCCGACCAGCUCUGGAAUCCAACCCUACUGAAGCUUCCGGCAGGCAGGAAACUCAGUAG
Molecule: messenger RNA, 2013 nt
Organism: Aspergillus nidulans FGSC A4
Lineage: Eukaryota; Fungi; Ascomycota; Eurotiomycetes; Eurotiales; Aspergillaceae
Gene: mfs56
Product: putative MFS multidrug transporter
Exons: 5
Coding region: 1-2013 (670 amino acids)
Biological process (GO): transmembrane transport
Cellular component (GO): membrane
Molecular function (GO): transmembrane transporter activity
Source: RefSeq, a predicted model, not a curated record